Salarias fasciatus (jewelled blenny) is the source of this 2119-nucleotide messenger RNA. It is a transcript of the gene glb1l, whose product is annotated as galactosidase, beta 1-like. The transcript is spliced from 16 exons. The record is from RefSeq and is a predicted model, not a curated record. The coding region runs from base 70 to 2028 and encodes 652 amino acids. Gene Ontology annotation, biological process: carbohydrate metabolic process. Lineage: Eukaryota; Metazoa; Chordata; Actinopteri; Blenniiformes; Blenniidae. Gene Ontology annotation, molecular function: beta-galactosidase activity.
ACAGAACAGACGCGCUGCAGCUAAAGUGUUAGUUUACAGUCACAUUAGAGUAAAACAGCAUGUGGAUGCAUGUGUUUUAGGAGGGCAGUGGAUAUGGCUGCUGCUGCUGGUGCUGCUGGUGGUGGUGGUGUUGUCUUUCUCCUCACUGCCGGGAUCUUUGCCUGUUCAGCUGUUUGUGGAAACUUGGUCUCCGAGGAAAGAUCUUUCUCCAUAGACUAUAAAAGCAACUGCUUCCUAAAGGAUGGGAAGCCUUUUCAGUACAUCUCUGGCAGCAUUCACUACUCCAGGAUUCCCCACUACUACUGGAAGGACCGGCUCAUGAAGAUGUACAUGACAGGGCUCAAUGCUGUCCAAGUAUACGUGCCCUGGAACUACCACGAGACCGUACAGGGCGUCUACAACUUCACAGGAGACAGAGAUCUGGAGCGUUUCUUGGAUCUGGCCAAUCAGACAGGUCUUCUGGUCAUCCUGCGUCCUGGACCGUACAUCUGUGCUGAAUGGGAAAUGGGAGGUUUGCCGGCGUGGUUACUUCAAAAACCGAACAUCGUUCUCCGUUCAGCCGACACAGAUUAUAUGCAGGCAGUCAGCAACUGGUUGGCAGUCCUCCUCCCUAAAAUGAAACCGUGGCUCUACAUCAACGGGGGGAACAUCAUAACUGUCCAGGUUGAGAAUGAGUACGGGAGUUACUUUGCCUGUGACUACAACUACAUGCGUCACCUGAGAACGCUGUUCAGCUUCUUUCUGGGUGAAGAAACGGUGUUGUUCACCACUGAUGGAAACACAGACAAGGAGAUGACAUGCGGGUCUCUGGAGGGGUUAUACGCCACUGUGGACUUCGGCACAGAUACCAAUAUCACCGAAGCCUUCAAACGACAACGGCGAUAUGAACCCCGAGGACCUCUGGUGAAUUCAGAGUUCUACACCGGCUGGCUGGACCACUGGGGGGAUCAGCACGCCGUGGUCGAUGCUCAGAAGGUCGGCAGAGUGCUCGAGGAAAUGCUGGUCAUGGGGGCCAACGUCAACAUGUACAUGUUUGAAGGAGGAACUAACUUCGGCUACUGGAAUGGCGCCGAUCAUGACACCAGGUUUCGCUCAGUGGUGACAAGUUACGACUACGACGCCCCGCUGACGGAGGCAGGAGACCCCACGGAGAAGCUGCUGGCCAUCAGAGAUGUUAUAACGCAGUUUAGAGAGGUUCCCUCUGGGCCCAUUCCUCCAGCAACUCCGAAGUUUGCCUACGGAUUUGUCACCCUACAAAAGGUUGGAAACCUCAGCAGUGUGCUCAGCGUUAUUUCACCUCUGGGACCGGUCAAAUCUCAGCACCCUCUGACAUUCGAAGAGUUGAAACAGUACUAUGGAUACGUGCUGUAUCGGACUACGCUGCCCCGGGACCUCUCGGAGCCCACGCCACUUAUCUCCCCGCUGAAUGGGGUUCAUGACCGCGCAUAUGUGUCCGUCAAUGGGGUUUAUCAGGGACUGCUGGAGAGAGACACCACGCUGGUGAUGAAUGUAACUGGACAGCGAGGGGACACUCUGGACAUCCUUGUUGAGAACAUGGGCAGAGUUAACUUUGGCAGCAAAAUCAACGACUAUAAGGGCCUGUUGAGCAGCCUGAUCCUGGGCAGAGACAUACUGGCAGACUGGCAGAUUUACCCUUUGGACAUUGAUGGAGCCAUUUCUGCGGGAUGGCCUCAUUCACGAGGGCCAAAGUCCCCUCCCACCCGUCUGAGGGAAUCUUCCGCGGGACCGGGUUUCUACACGGGGACUUUACAGCCCAAUGGUUUAUCAUGGGACACCUUUCUCAAGCUCACUGACUGGAAAAAGGGUCAGGUUUGGAUUAACGGCGUGAACCUGGGACGGUACUGGCCGGCCAGGGGCCCUCAGAAGACCCUGUAUGUUCCUGGACCCCUGCUAAACUCCAACUUGCCCAACACCAUCACGGUGCUGGAGCUGGAGAGCGCCCCAGCGCAGCUCCGAGUCCUCUUUAUGGAACGGCCUCUGCUCAACAUCACCGCCGGGAAGUCUUGACAGACCUCAUGGAGUUUUGCACCAAAAGAACUUUCCACACAUUUCAGCAGGAGAAGCACUAUCCUGAAAACCGUUGCAAGCAUUUCAAUAA